Amaranthus tricolor (Joseph's coat) is the source of this 1943-nucleotide messenger RNA. Its product is annotated as serine carboxypeptidase-like 18. Gene Ontology annotation, biological process: proteolysis; secondary metabolic process. The transcript is spliced from 14 exons. NCBI's taxonomy places the organism in Eukaryota, Viridiplantae, Streptophyta, Magnoliopsida, Caryophyllales, Amaranthaceae. Gene Ontology annotation, molecular function: acyltransferase activity, transferring groups other than amino-acyl groups; serine-type carboxypeptidase activity. The coding region runs from base 136 to 1554 and encodes 472 amino acids. The record is from RefSeq and is a predicted model, not a curated record.
GAGAAACGUUCUGAGAAACGAGGGGAGUAUUUAAUUCAUCAAGACAUCAUUGAUAAACAUAAAAGGUCACCAAAAGGUGGAUGUUGACAUUUUUAAGCAUAACACUCAACACAAACCAACAAGCAAGUAAACACCAUGGCUACACCCAGAAACCAGCUUCUGUACUUCGUCUUCCUUGUAAUCACCGUCACUUUCUCGCCGGAACUUUCUUUUUCCGGUGAGACUGUCUCAUCUCUUCCUGGCUUUUCCGGUGAUCUUCCUUUCAACCUCCAAACUGGGUACAUAACUGUGGGAGAUUCAGCGAUGUUUUAUUACUUCAUUGAAUCAGAAGGGAAUCCAAGGAAAGACCCUUUACUUCUUUGGCUUACUGGAGGACCUGGUUGUUCUUCUUGGAAUAGUCUUGUUUAUGAAAUUGGGCCACUAGAAUUUGACCUAGAUGCAUCCUUAGAAGGCGGACUGCCGCAUUUGAGAUCUUAUGAUUAUUCUUGGACUAAGAGUGCCAGUAUAAUUUUUCUGGAUUCGCCGGUUGGAACAGGCUUCUCCUACUCAACAACUCCAGAAGGAUGGCCUAGUUCAGACACAAAAUCAGCAGAUGAAGCUUACGAAUUUUUAUUAAAGUGGGUGGGAGAAAAUCCUCAAUAUCUCCAGGUUCCAUUCUUUGUGGGUGGUGAUGGAUACUCGGGGAUAAUUGUCCCACUGAUAACAAAAUUGGUCGUAGAGGGCAUUGAAGCUGGAGUGCUGCCUCAACUGAACUUAAAGGGAUAUUUAGUGGGAAGCCCAAACACAGAUGAUUUCAUUGACUUAAAUUCAAAAGUAGAGUUUGCUCAUAGGAUGGCACUCAUAUCAGAUAUUACUUACAAUAACGCGAAGAAACACUGCAAGAAGAACUAUAUAGUUGUGGAUCCGGAUAACACACAAUGUGUUCUUGCUCUCGAUGAUUAUGAGAGGUGUGUCCGGGGAAUCUGGCAGAAUCAUAUUCUGGAGCCCAAGUGUACAUUAGGUAGACCACAAGAUGAUAGAUGGACUAGAAGAUCUCUUCAAGAGGACCCGAACGAAUUCAUUCUUUCGGUUCCUCAGGUGUCAAAUCUAUGGUGUCGGGAUUUCAAUUAUACUCUGUCCGAUAGCUGGGCGAAUGAUAACACCGUUCAGGAGGCUUUGCAUGUGCGCAAGGGAACUAUAAACCAAUGGAGCAGGUGCAACCAAACAAUAUCAUACACAAAAGAUCAACCAAGUGUUGUUCAAGUUCAUCAAAAUCUCACCGAUAAAAACUUGAGAUUAUUAGUAUACACUGGUGAUCGAGACAUGGUUGUUCCGUUUGUCGGAGUUGUGCAAUGGAUUAAAUCCAUAAAAAAUGCGGCUAACCUAACUCUUUCGGACAAAUGGCGUCCGUGGUUUGUUGAUGCUCAAGUUGGAGGGUAUACACGGAAAUAUGAGAAGGAUUCUUACUAUUUGACGUACGCAACUGUGAAGGGUGGAGGUCAUACAGCAGCAGAAUACUAUCGUCGAGAAUGCUAUGAAAUGUUCAAUAGAUGGGUGUCAUUCUAUCCUCUGUGAUGCUAGCUUUUGUGAGCUUGUUGAUUUGUGUAAUAAUCCCCACAAAUUUGGUGGUUCUUUACAUUGCAUUUGUUGAUUUAGGGAAAUUGUACCACCAUUUUCCUUAAUUAUAAUUAAGUAUCUCUUGUUUGGUUCUUAGUAAAUGAUGUGUCUUUUUUUCAAAAAAAUAAAUUUUGUUUGACCAUUUCUCAAUUUUUGAUGGUCAUGUUAUGGUUCGUCUGACAUUGGCAAUGGUUGUUGGCUAUUGGCUAUUGGCUUUUUUAAUUGGCUAGUUUGAUCAGUUAGAAGUAUUAGCGGUUUUUGUUGCCUUUUAAACUAAUUGGAUUAGUUAGUUGUUUAGAGAGAUGUUUGGUAAAAUUAUAUAUUGAUUGUUGACUGUUUAUUAGAAA